Messenger RNA from Colletotrichum karsti, 678 nucleotides. RefSeq names its product IGR protein domain-containing protein. Lineage: Eukaryota; Fungi; Ascomycota; Sordariomycetes; Glomerellales; Glomerellaceae. The record is from RefSeq and is a predicted model, not a curated record. Gene Ontology annotation, cellular component: mitochondrion. The coding region runs from base 1 to 678 and encodes 225 amino acids. The transcript has a single exon.
AUGAAAGCAUCCAGGAUUCAACCGUUCCUGAGUCCCCUUCUGCGCAAGGCCCCCGUCGUACCGACAUGCCAGGCCAGAUGGCUUCAUAAGACCAGGGAGACUCCUCCUGUUCCGUCACCGAUACCUCUCAUCCCCGACGUCCCAACUCUACUCAAGGUCCUCGGCCGCGGCCUAGGCCAGCACGUCGACAAGUUCCCGUCAUGGGAAGCUCUCUUUACCCUCACAUCGCCACAGCUCCGGGAGCUGGGUCUCGAGCCCCCGAGAACACGACGAUACCUCCUCACAUGGCUGGACAGAUACAGGAAGGGUGAAUUUGGCGCCGGCGGUGACUUCAAGCACGUGGAGAAUGGAGAGGCUUUCUUGAAGAUCGUCCGCGAUCCUGUGACGGACAGGAAGAAGGUUGUUAACGUGCCGGCGGGCGCCGAGUUGAAGUUCAAAUCACUCGAUAACCUCGAAACUCCCAAGGGUUAUACGGUGCGCGGCGCCAAUACCAUCGCCGGCCCUCACGCUUUACCCCUCAAGGCCGGCGAGGGAGCCCGCGUGGUUGUUACGGAGGGAAUGUGGGAGCACAAGCAAGGACACAAGGUUGAUGGCGGUGAGCGUAGAAGAGGUGAAGUCCGCUUCAGAAAGGCCAUUGCGGCUCGCAAGGCGGAGAGGGAAGCUCAGGGUCUACGAUAA